AUGAAUAAAUUAAAAUCAUUCAUUGGUAAUUUAUCAACAUCAAUAACAACUGCCGAUGAUUCAUCAUCAUCGUCGAAUCAAAUUCGUCAUCGUCUAUGUAAAGUUAAUGAAUUAGAAAAUGGACAAAUGAAAGAAUUUGAAGUAAAAACACCUGUAGUCGAAGCAACAGUCUUGUUAUUAAAACAAAAUAAUCGUUAUUAUGCACUAUCAUCUAGAUGCACACAUUGUAAAUUGCCACUAGUGAAAGGUGUCUUUGCUAAUGGUCGGUUGCGCUGUUUUGCAUACGGUUCCUGCUACAAGGCCGAAACGGGCGACUUGGAAGAUCAUCCUGGUCACGGUAGUUUACAGAAAUACAAUAUUGAUAUUGUUGAUGAUCAAGUAAUAUUAGUUGCAAGAAAACAAGAUUUAGAAAAAGUUGAAUGUACAAAAAUACCCGAAGAUCUUCAAUGUGAUACAAAAGCAACAGUCUUGAUUGUGGGUGCGGGAGCUGGAGGCUUUACUUGUGGUGACACUUUACGACAAAAUGGUUUUCGUGGAAGAAUUAUUUUAUUCACAAGAGAAGGAUCUUUACCUUACGAUCGUGUAGAACUAUCAAAACAACCAUUGAAAUCACCCAAAGAGUUAUUAUUACGUGAUCAACCUUAUUUUAGAAAAGCUAAAUUAGAAUUAAACUUGGAUACGGAAGUAAAAUCAAUUAGUUUUCAUAGUAAAACUGUUACUUAUCAAACACUUGGUAAACAAUUAAAAUCUGAACAGUAUGAUUAUCUUGUAUUGGCUACGGGAUUACGUCCACGACAGUUAUCUAAGAAUAUCAAUGGACAAGAAUUACGUGGUAUUCAUGUUUUACGAUCGUUAGAAGAUGCUAAUAAUAUUGUUAAUAAAGUUAAACAAGAACAAACAAAAAAUAUUGUAAUUAUUGGGCAAUCAUUUAUUGGAUUAGAGUUAUGUGGAUGGUUAACAACAGGUUUGCCGAAUUUUGAACACAAGAACAAUAACAAUAAAUUAUCAGCAGAAGAACAAAAAUCAGAACAGAAGAAAAAUGUCACAGUUAUCAUGCGAGAAAGUGUACCAAUGAAAAAAAUAUUUGGUGAAAAAGUUGGUCGAGCAUUACAACAUAUUCAUGAAAAAAAUGGUGCACGAUUUAUUUCCUCAGCUGAAAUUCAAGAUUUUACCGGUGAAAGUAAUAUGGUGACUCAUGUUCAUUUGACCACCGGUGAAUCAGUUGCAUGUGAUAUGGCCAUCGUUGCUAUUGGUUCGGAGCCAUGUACAGAAAUAUAUAAGAAUUCUCCAAUUGAAAUGACAGAUGAUAAUUACAUACGUGUCAAUGAUCGUUUGGAAACAUCCGUAGAAAAUGUUAUGGCUGUUGGUGAUAUUACGGAGUAUCCACUGAAAAUAUUUAACUAUGAUCAGGGCAUUCGAUGUCAACAUUGGCAAAUGGCUUGUAGUGAAGGUCACCAUGCUGCUGAUACAAUUCUGCAUAAAUUAGGGUAUAAUUCAUCGAAUCCAAAUCCACAUAAUGAACGGGCACUAAAACAAGAAUUUUAUACAGUUCCCAUUUAUUGGACAACUCAAAAUAAAAACACAAUAAUCCGUUAUUGUGGUUAUACAACAGAUGCCGAUAAUUGCAUUAUUCAUGGUGAUUUAGAUGGUGAAUUUAAAUGGGUUGCCUAUUAUUUAGUUGAUGGUUAUGUACGUGCUUGUGCACAAUCACAAUUGGAUCCAUUAUCAUCGGAAGUAGCUGAAGUUUUUUAUCAAAAACGGAAUAUUCGAAAAGAAGAUAUUGAACAUGAUAUGUAUGGUUAUCGAAAAUAUUUAAAUAUUAAAAUUAAUUCUAAAUAA
Molecule: messenger RNA, 1839 nt
Organism: Didymodactylos carnosus
Lineage: Eukaryota; Metazoa; Rotifera; Eurotatoria; Philodinida; Philodinidae
Source: the annotation of a GenBank genome assembly